This is a messenger RNA of Dermacentor silvarum, 1913 nucleotides long. RefSeq lists its product as uncharacterized. Lineage: Eukaryota; Metazoa; Arthropoda; Arachnida; Ixodida; Ixodidae. The coding region runs from base 196 to 1869 and encodes 557 amino acids. The record is from RefSeq and is a predicted model, not a curated record. Gene Ontology annotation, molecular function: monocarboxylic acid transmembrane transporter activity. The transcript is spliced from 4 exons. Gene Ontology annotation, biological process: transmembrane transport.
UCGAAGCUUCCAGAGAAUGCCAACAUUCCUCAAGCAAAUGUCACUACAGCAGCGUGUACGCCUCAACCCCGAAAAUUCCGUCGUCAAGGACUUGCGCAGCUUGACAGAAACUGGGGUCACGCUGUAAUAGCUUGUGCCGCUACUUUCUUCUUGUCUGCUAUUCACUCGACCUCAGGCUUCUUCUAUGUUGCAUUUAUGAGGGAGUUCGGCGCCGACCGCCAGCAUGCGUCAUGGCCUACAAGCGCCUACCUGGCGAUGGACGACGUGUCAGGAAUCGUUGUGGCCUGCCUCCAGAAGUACUACCGUGUUUCAACAAUCAGCCUCUUUGGAACGGCGCUCUUUUGGGUGGGCAUCCUAGCCUCCCAGUUUGCACCUGACAUUGCAUGGAUGACCGUGACCUUCGGGAUAAUACAAGGCUGUGGAACCGGGAUUGUUUCUGUUGCUGUCACAGUCAUACUCAUGAUGUACUUCGACAGGUACCGUGGUGUAGCCACUGGUAUUCGUUACGCCGGAUAUUCCCUCUCGUCCCUGCUGUACCCUCCGAUACUCGCUCAAUUGGAGGAGCAGUUCACCUUGCGGCAGACGCUUCUAAUAUUCGCCGGAAUCGGCCUCCACCUGGCGCCGCUUGUUCUGGCGCUCAAGGAACCUCAUUGGCUACGUCACACCGAAGAUAGAAAGUCCGUGUCAAGCGAAACCAGUUGCCGCAACACAGAAGCAAAGGAUCGCAAAACUAUCCUUACCGAAGAAAAUAACGAGAGAAAUGGCGCGCCUAAGAACAUGCUCUCCAACGCUGCCAGUGCUGUCGAUGCCUCACGAAAAGAUUUUGGCGCUAAAGAAAAAAACGUUUUCAUUCUUCCGUGUCCAAUUUUAGACAAGCACUCGAAUGCAGUGGGGGUGAACUCCGAGGCCGUGAAAGCAAAGAGAGACACUCAGAAGUGGUCACAGAAGAAUGACGAGAUCGAGAAACCGUCAUGCACGGAGCAUUACAGAAAAAAAAGCAGGGCUCUGAGCAUAGCGGAUGUUGAAGAUGGUGUGCGUCAGAUUGCAAUGGCUGGUUUGGGUGGUUUCAAGAGAGCCGAUAUGUUUUCCACGGUCAUAAAAUCACCGACAGGACAGGAUGUAAUCGACGUACAGCUGCCAGUCCCAGCCGAUUUCACAAAUGAGAACAUAGCGCAAGUUGACCGCAGUAAAAAUAAAGGUGGUGAGAACCGCGUACACGACCCCACGUUUAAAGGAGAGCCUUCCGAGACCCCGUCGUUCUCCACAUUAUGCCGGAAGCCAACGUUCUGGGCGGUUGUCCUCGGGGGUGCGUUAAUCGACUACACGGACUGCGCUUUCAUGGCGACGAUCGUUGACUCGGCGCUCGACCGCGGAGCAACGCGCUAUCAGAGUGACAUGUCGAUCGCUUGCUCAGCACCGUCGCAGCUUUUGGGCAGAACCGCGCUGCCUCUGAUCGCCGACCUGGGUUUUGCUAACCGUACAACACUUGCCUGCGCCUGCUACUUUCUCUUCGCCGCCAGUGCUGCCCUCUUGGCCGUGACGCGAACGUUCGCUCUCUACGCGACGACAUCCGCUGUUGCGUGCAUCUUCAUGGGCUGCAUGACGACGAUGAAGCACGUGGUCGUUGCGGAAUACUUCGGCGUCGAAGUGGUGCCAACGGCGUGGGCUGCCAACGGAGCACUGGUGCUGCCCUUGCUGCUGUGCAACCCGUCUGUAUUAGGGUUUUUCCGGGACAGGCAAGGCUCCUACGACCAAUUUUAUUAUUCGCUCUCGGGACUUCAUGUAGUCGUUGGCGUAGUAUACCUGUUUCUACUGUUUUCUGCAAAAAGAAGCAUCAAAUCCUGGACUGUAACAAAACAUCUGAGAUAACAGUGCAUUCUAGUAGCUUGUGCUAUCAAAUGAAUGGCUGCUUG